CGUCUUCCAAACUAAUUGUAUCUUAUUCUCUUAGUUUUCUAUACUUGAACUUCAAGAAUCAAUCUGAAGGUCAGUUCAGCGGGUAUUAUUGACCAUCAGUCAGCGGGGCCCCUAAGUAGAGUGAUUUGUGUAAGGAUCAAACAAUGGACAACCCACCACCAAUCCCGCCUCGGCCCCCAGGAUAUGAGCUGAGGACACCAGCAAAUCCGCGUCUCCCUCCACGGCUGAGCCCACAACAGCAAGGACGGCCACAGCAGAACCAGCAACCCCCGCGUAACCAGAGACCUGCUCAAGCACAGCCUAGCCAAUGGUCUACGCUGUAUUACCCUGAUGGCUCUCCGACGCCGCUGUUCGACCAGCUCAUGGCUGCCAUUUUCCCCCAUCUAGAUCCGCAGGGGACUGGGUAUAUACGUCCGGAAGUGCUUUCGAUCUUCCUGACCCUGAAUCAGUUCCAGCCGGAUGAGGAUCUUUGGAAGUCGAACCUCAAAGGGAACAUCAUGUUCACGCCCGAGGACAUUGCAGAUGCCGAACUCAAAGCGGCCUGUGAAGCCUGGCCGUUCGAUCACAAAGUGGUCGUCCGCAAUCCGGGGCGCACACCGCUCCCCUACGGCGGCAUGCCGCUCCUGUCGCUCCGCGGGCUGACGGAGAUGAUGGCCGUGGAGCACGCGGCGGAGCCCGAGCGCGGCCACCGCGCCAUCCAGGCCGUCAUGACCCGCUACGGGGUCUGGCCGCACCUGGGCCCCUUGCCCCGCGGGUGCCUGCCCGCCGAUAUGCCGCCCCAGAUCCAGAGGCGCGUCGAGCAGGUCCGGGAGAGGAGCAUCAGGGCCGCCCAGGAGAAGAUGCAAGCCAACCAGACCCGGUUGGCCAUAGAGGCCCAGGGCAGACAAAAUGCCUUGGACCUGCUCGAUCCGCCGUGGGUUAGGAGGGUUUAUUAUUAGGCGGGAGUAUCGGGUUGGAGUAGCAGGGCUGGGAUGAUCGGGAACUACUCUCAGCUCUCAUGUAGGACGGACGGGUGUGCAUAGGCGUGAACAUGGUGGUCCUUGAGAUCACGAAUGACUGGAAUAUAGAUACACAUCUACGACGGUAUAGGUACGACGCCGCACUAACACAAUUUCUAAUUUCACUUUGGCAUUAUGCAGCAGUCGUUUUAGACUGGAAUCCGGCUGUCACGUGUAACAAUCCAUAUCAUCAUGCGAA
Truncatella angustata is the source of this 1197-nucleotide messenger RNA. RefSeq lists its product as uncharacterized. The transcript is spliced from 3 exons. The record is from RefSeq and is a predicted model, not a curated record. NCBI's taxonomy places the organism in Eukaryota, Fungi, Ascomycota, Sordariomycetes, Amphisphaeriales, Sporocadaceae. Bases 144 to 938 code for a protein of 264 amino acids.